CAGUUCUGCAGAGCACGCCGGGGGACUCAAAUCAUUAAAAGCAUUUUUACGUCUCGGAAUCCAAUCGUUGGCUUAUCUUUUAGCCGCUCGCUGUCAUCUUAGGACUCACUCCCAUCGUCGGCCAUGGGAUUCGUGCCUCGACCGCCUCCAGCUUCUCAUGCUGCGACCCUCUCAUCAUUGACCAAUGAACCCCUCGAUGAGCCAACAUCGAUUUCUCGGAUAACCUUCGCCCAAGACCAAGAGCAGCGAGAUGACGAAGACCUGGAAGACACAGGCCCCCGGCCAGACUGUAUCAGAUCAUCGGCGAGCAGUUCGUACAGCCUAGACAAAGCACUAUCUGAGCCACCGUACCACGUAUUCACUCUUGCAAAGAAGAAGCAGCUAGUCUACAUCGUUUCCCUUGCUGGCCUAUUCUCUCCACUCUCGAGCAACAUAUACUUCCCUGCCCUCGGCCAGAUCGCUACGGAUCUCAAAACCAGCAUAUCACUCAUCAGUCUUACUAUCACGGUUUAUAUGGUAGUCCAAGGGCUUGCUCCAUCAUUUUGGGGCCCUUUAUCAGACACUCAAGGGAGGCGCAUCACGUUCAUCGGUACGUUCGCUGUGUACCUCCUCGCAAACAUUGGGCUAGGAUUCAGCAAUAGCUUUGCAGCAUUGAUGGUCUUUCGAGGCAUCCAAGCAGCUGGGAGUGCUGCCACAAUCUCUGUUGGUGCUGGGGUGAUUGGAGACAUCACAACUGCUCGGGAGCGUGGAGGCCUUAUCGGUGUCUUUGGUGGUAGUGACCUCGGCUCUAUCACCCUUCUGUUAAUCCUUUCCCUUCUCCCCGAAACCCUGCGGUCCGUCGCCGGGAAUGGCACCUUGCGCCUAGCCGGCAUCCAUCGACCGCUCAUCUACACGUUCUCCCCACCAUCCGAUGCUUUAAUAGACCGUGAUUCCACUCCUAAAAAGAAGCUCACUCUUUCGUGCAUCGUCGCACCAUUGAAAUCCCUCUUCGAAAAAGACGUCUUUAUCACCCCGUUCUUCGGCAGCAUCGUCUAUACUGUAUGGAGCAUGGUAACAUCCAGUACAACUUCCCUCUUCCAAUCUCGCUUCCAUCUCAACGACCUCCAAAUCGGUCUGGCCUUCUUACCCAACGGCGCUGGCUGCGUCACUGGCUCCUACUUGACGGGGUAUCUCAUGGAUAACGAUUACCGAGUCAUCGAAUUGCAGUACCGCACGUCUAGAGGUAUCCCGGAAGACACGAAGUUAAACAAGAAAGACCUGGUCGAUUUCCCGAUCGAAAAAUCUAGGUUGAGGAAUAUCUGGUGGAUCGUCUUGAUCUUUAUCCUAGCAACUGCGGGAUAUGGCUUCUCACUCAACCUGAAUCUCAUCGCUCUUCCUUUGAUCCUCCAAUUCUUCAUUGCUUACACAGCCACAGCUGUCUUCUCGCUCAAUAGUGCACUAGUUAUUGACUUGUAUCCUGGAGCGUCGGCUUCUGCGACUGCGGUUAAUAAUUUGAUGCGCUGUACUGUGGGUGCGGCUGGUGUUGCUGUUGUGCAGAUUGUUAUUAACGGGGUUGGCGCUGGGUUUGCUUUUUUGGGGUUCGCGGUGGUGACGGCGGGGGCAAGUCCGUUGCUGGCUUUGGAGUGGUUUUAUGGAGAGGGGUGGAGAUGGGAGAGGAGGGAAAGGUUGAAAGCUGGGGGAGAGAAGAGGAUUGAUAAUGUAGAGAACGCGGAGGUGGCGUCUGGAAAGUAGCUGGAAUUUGGACGUAGUAUGCUUACUCCACCGCUGCAAAUAUUCGCUGUAGUGUGAAUAGCGGUUGUCCCUUUGUCGUAUACCUGAAUUCAAGCAGGUAUAGAGGUUUUCAGCGGGUUUUGCACAUCUCGU
Hyaloscypha bicolor E is the source of this 1863-nucleotide messenger RNA. RefSeq names its product MFS general substrate transporter. Gene Ontology annotation, molecular function: transmembrane transporter activity. Lineage: Eukaryota; Fungi; Ascomycota; Leotiomycetes; Helotiales; Hyaloscyphaceae. The coding region runs from base 124 to 1731 and encodes 535 amino acids. The transcript has 6 exons. Gene Ontology annotation, biological process: transmembrane transport. The record is from RefSeq and is a predicted model, not a curated record.